Erpetoichthys calabaricus (reedfish) is the source of this 1551-nucleotide messenger RNA. RefSeq names its product zinc finger BED domain-containing protein 5-like. The record is from RefSeq and is a predicted model, not a curated record. The transcript has a single exon. Bases 1 to 1551 code for a protein of 516 amino acids. NCBI's taxonomy places the organism in Eukaryota, Metazoa, Chordata, Cladistia, Polypteriformes, Polypteridae.
AUGGACCGAUUUGUUAAGAAGCAUAAAUUAGAAGACGCCGCAGCACCCGACGAUACUCAGGUUCCAGAGCAGUUGAUUGAAGCUGCAGCUGCUACCGUUAGCACUGCAACCACUCAGCUGCAGUUGCCGAAAAAUGCCGCCGGCAAUCCGCAACUCAAAGUUCGCCAGUACAGUGACAACUACUUAGCUCUGGGAUUCACUUGGAUGGGAGACCCUGACUGCCCUUCACCAUUGUGUAUUGUUUGUGGCGAAAAGCUUGCCAAUAGUGCCAUGGCGCCAGCUAAACUUAAGCGGCAUUUAACAACUAGACAUCCGGAGGUAUCAGACAAAAACGCACAGUACUUUCAGAGGACAUUGGCCUUGAAUAAGAAGCAAACAGCUGCGUUUGAGAAAAAGUUCAAGAUAAGUAAGAAACCUCAAGAAGCAAGUUAUGCUGUGACAGAGAUUGUUGCUAAGAAAAUGAAAUCGCAUAACGUCACUGAAACGGUAAUUUUACUUGCAUGCCAAGAAAUGGUGAGGAUUAUGUUUGGAGAGGAUGUCGUAUCAGAAAGUAAUAAGAUUCCGCUUUCAGACAAUACUAUAAGUAGGCAUAUUGCUGACAUGUCCAGCGAUACUGAGCGUAAUGUUCUCUCAAAAAUUAAAAGUCGUGGGUUCUUUGCAAUUCAGGUCGACAAGAGCACAGACAUCAGCAGUAAAGCACAGCUGCUUGCAUUUGUUCGCUUUAGUGACAAUGAAGCUAUUAUGGAAGACUUUUUUUGCUGCAAAGAGUUGCCAGAAACAACAAAAGGACAAGAUGUUUAUGACGUUUUAAAUUCACCUUUUCAGUCUUGCGAGUUGACUUGGGAAAACUGUGUUGGCAUUUGUACGAACGGUGCGCCUGCAAUGACAGGAAAUGUCAAAGGCUUUGUCUCGCUGGCACAACAACAGAAUCCCAAUAUUAUCGUCACUCAUUGUUUUCUUCAUAGAGAAGCACUGGUUGCUAAAACAAUUGGACGUGAACUAAAGUCUGUACUGGACAUGGUGGUGAAAAUAGUUAAUUACAUGAAGAUGAGACCACUAAAGUGUCGUCAGUUUGCAAAAGUUUGCGAAAGUGUGGAAGCAGACCACGUCACUCUCAUCCAGCAUAUAGACGUACGAUGGUUGUCUCGGGGAAAAGUUUUGCGUCGUUUCUAUGAACUAAGAGAAGAGAUGGUAGUCUUCUGUUCGCAAGGAAACCUGAAGGACUUUGCAGAAGUUCUGGGCGAUGAAUCUUGGUGUUCUAAGCUAGCAUAUUUGGCUGACAUAUUUCAUGAAUUGAACUUCUUGAACAGUGGCAUGCAAGGCAGGAAUGAAAACAUCUUGACGUCAACGGACAAAAUAAGUGCUUUUCGGAAAAAAUUGACAAUUUGGAAGAAACGCGCAAGUCCAGGGAACGUGGAAAUGUUUCCUAGUGUUGUUGACAGAAACUGUCAGGACAUUUUGCCAUUGAUUUUGAAUCACUUGGACACACUGUUGGCAGGUCUAAGCAAAUAUUUUCCGUCAAUAUCCAUGGACCAGUACGACUGGAUUUGA